Molecule: messenger RNA, 1506 nt
Organism: Podarcis raffonei (Aeolian wall lizard)
Lineage: Eukaryota; Metazoa; Chordata; Lepidosauria; Squamata; Lacertidae
Product: zinc finger protein 420-like
Exons: 1
Coding region: 148-1488 (446 amino acids)
Cellular component (GO): nucleus
Source: RefSeq, a predicted model, not a curated record
UUGGAAAUUGAGAGCAAAAGUGACCACGAUAAAAUCCCCAGGGAGGAGAAGCCACGUAAAAAUUUGGAGUGUGGAGAAAGCUGCAGUCAGAGAUCCCAUUCCACUUCCCAUCAACAAAGUCUCAUUGGAAAGAAACUCUAUCAGUGCAUGGAAUGUGGAAAAAGCUUCAGGAAGAGCUCCGAUCUCACUUCCCAUCAAAGAAUUCAUACAGGGGAGAAACCCUAUAAGUGCGUGGAAUGUGGAAAGAGCUUCAGGAAUAGCUCCCAUCUCACUAGGCAUCAGAGAAUUCAUACAGGGGAAAAACCCUAUCAGUGUGUGGAAUGUGGAAAGAGCUUCACUGAAAGCUCCUCUCUCACUUUCCAUCAAAUAAUUCAUACAGGGGAGAAACCCUAUCAGUGUGUGGAAUGUGGAAAGAACUUCAGGAAGAGUUCCCAUCUCACUAAGCAUCAGAGAAUUCAUACAGGGGAGAAACCCUAUCAGUGCGUGGAAUGUGGAAAGAGCUUCACUCACAGCCACAAUCUCACUUCCCAUCAAAGAAUUCAUACAGGGGAGAAACCCUAUCAGUGUGUGGAAUGUGGAAAGAGCUUCAGUCAGAGCUCCUCUCUCACUAAGCAUCAAAGAAUUCAUACAGGGGAGAAACCCUAUCAGUGUGUGGAAUGUGGAAAGAGCUUCAGUCAGAGCUCCGAUCUCACUAAUCAUCAAAGAAUUCAUACAGGGGAGAAACCCUAUCAGUGUGUGGAAUGUGGAAAGAGUUUCACUCACAGCCACAGUCUCACUUCCCAUCAAAGAAUUCAUACAGGGGAGAAACCCUAUCAGUGUGUGGAAUGUGGAAAGAGCUUCACUCACAGCCACAGUCUCACUUCCCAUCAAAGAAUUCAUACAGGGGAAAAACCGUAUCAGUGUGUGGAAUGUGGAAAGAGCUACAGGAAGAGCUGCUCUCUCACUUCCCAUCAAAGAAUUCAUACAGGGGAGAAACCCUAUCAGUGCAUGGAAUGUGGAAAGAGCUUCACUCACAGCCACAAUCUCACUUCCCAUCAAAGAAUUCAUACAGGGGAGAAACCCUAUCAGUGUGUGGAAUGUGGAAAGAGCUUCAGUCAGAGUGCCAAUCUUACUUUCCAUCAAAGAAUUCAUACAGGGGAGAAACCCUAUCAGUGUGUGGAAUGUGGAAAGAGCUUCAGUCAGAGCUCCUCUCUCACUUUCCAUCAAAUAAUUCAUACAGGGGAGAAACCCUAUCAGUGUGUGGAAUGUGGAAAGAACUUCAGGAAGAGUUCCAAUCUCACUUCCCAUCAGAGAAUUCAUACAGGGGAGAAACCCUAUCAGUGCAUGGAAUGUGGAAAGAGCUUCAGUCAGAGCUCCUCUCUCACUAAGCAUCAAAGAAUUCAUACAGGGGAGAAACCCUAUCAGUGUGUGGAAUGUGGAAAGAGCUUCACUGAUAGCUCCAAUCUCACUUACCAUAAAAGAAUUCAUACAGGGGAGAAACCCUAUUAGUGUGUGGAAUGUGGAAAG